This is a messenger RNA of Phyllotreta striolata, 2475 nucleotides long. Lineage: Eukaryota; Metazoa; Arthropoda; Insecta; Coleoptera; Chrysomelidae. The record is from the annotation of a GenBank genome assembly.
AUAAAACCCCCGACAUUCUAGAAAAACAACCAUAAAUCAAUAUGCACAAGUUUGCAUUCAUUAUCGUUAUCUUCGGUUUCAUUAUUGCAACAAAUUCAAUCCAACAGACCGAUGAAAACAAUCAUCAUGAAGGAUUAAACGAGAAAUCCCGUGAACACCAUCAUCACGACUUGAAGGAAAAAUCGCACCAUCAUCAUGCGAAUGAAAAGUCUCAUCACCAAUUGCAGGAAAAUUCCCAUCAUGGAUUAAAUGAGAAAUCUCAUCACAGUUUAAAUGAGAAAUCUCAUCAUGGUUUAAAUGAGAAAUCUCAUCAUGGAUUAAAUGAGAAAUCUCAUCACGGAUUAAAUGAGAAAUCUCAUCAUGAAUUAAAUGAGAAAUCUCAUCAAAAACGCACCGAUAAAGCCCAUCAUGAAGCUCACGAAAGGCAUCAUGAUAAUCAUCAUGACUCGAUUCAUCAUCGAAGCCAUCACGGUUUUCAUCAAAGCGUGAGGGAUCAUGAUAAUAAGAAUUGCCGUUGGGUGUGCGAUGCAGAUUCUGGGAACAAUUCCAUCUCCGAAUUCGGCCUUAAAGUGAUAUACAACACAUCCACAUCAUUGAUUGCCUUCGAAAAUAUAGCAGCAAAGUUAGGUCUAGUGUUGAAUUACACGUCAAAUACCAUCCUGUUAAUCAACGGUAAAACCGGAGUGACUAUCAUCAUUGACAUAGCAUCUGAUAAGGUCCUGAGGGUGCAGCAGUCGUCGCAAACCGGCAACACUUUAUGGGAUUCCUCGAAAACGAGUUUCGAUGAGUACCUCGUAAAUUUGUCCGUACCGAGCGUUCUGGAAGUCGGCCUAAAAUACGGCCAGAAAAGCAACUUUUCGAAUCUAUCAGACGAGCUUUCCAAAGAAAUCAAUGAAGAUUUAAGGGAUCUCGGUUUACCUUUAACUAACGCAGAGGCUUUGCGAGGACUAUCGACGUUCGGUUCGUAUCUAAAGGACUUUCUGCAAGCUAUUUACAAAGGAAGCGGCUCGUUCGGCGUCCAACACAGCUUCACCUGGUUUUUGAAGAUAAAUCUAUUCUUAGGCAGCCUGUUGAACCCCGCUAACAGCGGCAUAGAUUUGUCUAAGGUAAACGUCAAUCCAGCCACCGUAUUUUCGGGCGGAAGCGGUGUAGAAAGCCUCAUUAAAUUAUUCACUCAAAUAGGCCAAAAUAUGAAUUUGUCGAAAUUAGCGACAAACGCGAUAUCAUCCAGAGACAAAGCCAUUAAAUUCCUCUCCGACGCCAGCGGAGGCUCAAACCACGGCAUCGACGGAGUCGUAACCAUUUGGGUCGAAAUAGCCAAGCUACUAACAGGCCAAGGAUCCUUCAACGGCGUAACUACAUCCAUCUUAAAAUUCAACGGUACCGGCUUGGACGAGCCGACUUUCUCCCAAGUAAUAGACCAAGGACUCGAAUUGAUGAAGCACCAGCAAAGCAUGUACCACACCGACGCCUUCGAUCGCCCCAUCGCCGUCCUCAAAUCCCUAUCGGACAACAAUCUCUUCCUGAGCAACGUUAACAUAUACGAUAUAGGGAAACUGUUCUUCUCGCCCAAUCCCCUCGACCGGUACGCCACCGCGCUGAAGGUGCUGACGAUUUGCUCGCCCCAAAAGGGCCUCGAGGCGUUCACGCGUUUCGUCAGCGAGGCCGGCAAAGAGUUCGGCCUGAACGCCUCCCAAUGGGCCAACUUGUGGCCCGGUCAAAACAUCACCCAGCUGUUGUCCAACGGUAGCGGAAACUUAUCGCAAAUACCUUUCAUAGGUCAGAUCGCGAGUCAAGGCGCCAAUCUCACGGGUCAAUUCCAGCACUUCGGGCACGACAUUCAAGCAGCCCUUGCGCCCAACGGGACCGGUUUCAGCGGAGUUGUUUCGAGCAUACAGAAUGGAAUCGGAAGUUUAUUAGGUGUUGGUAAUGGUAAUGGCAAUGGUAAUGGAAAUGGUACUGCUAAUGCUACCGGAUCUGCUUCGGCGUCUGGCAAUGAUAAUGGUAAUGGUACUGCUAAUGCUACCGGAUCUGCUUCGGCGUCUAUUGGUGGAGCUAAUAGCACCGAAGCGGCUUCUGAAAGUACAAAUGGUAGUACCGGCGAUGCUUCUUCGUCGAGUACUGAAGCUUCUGAUACGAGUAACACAUCGUCGGAAGCGGUUGGAGACCGUGCCGCCACUGCAGCCACUGCAGCCACUGCAGCCACUGCAGCCCCUCCGGCCCCUCCGGCCCCUCAAGCCCCUUCUAAAAUUAAAGGUUCUCGUAGUGCAGCCGCUGAAGCGCCUUCAGAUGGAGAAGAUACUCAAUCGGCAUCUAGAGGUUUGAAAGGCUACGUCGCUGGUGCCCUUGGAGCUGGUUGGAGUUUCGAAAACCGCAACAAGCGCGUGAAUAAAAAUCAAAAUUGAACACUUGUUACUACCAAAUGAAUUGUUUAAAAGUAAAGUGUAAAUAAAUAAGUGAAAUGUAUGUUUUGUA